CAUUAAAAAAAAAAAACCACCAAAUUUUACAAUGGCAAAAAUCCUUUCUUUAAUCCUCCUUUUCUUCAUCUUCACCAUAUUUUCAUCAACCCCAUCAAAUGCACUAGGUGGAAAAACACAAAUAAAAGAUGUGAAAACAAAUAAGGAAAUUCAAGAUUUGGGAAAAUACUGUGUUGAAGAGCACAACAGAAGUUUGCAGAAAAAGAAUAAUAAUGGGUUGUUGAGUUUCUCUCAAGUUGUUGAAGCGGAAAAACAAGUUGUAUCUGGUAUUACAUAUUACCUUAAAAUAUCAGCAACUACUUCAUCUGGUGCUCCUAAAAUGUUUGAUGCUGUUUUGGUUGUUAAAGCUUGGGAAAAGAAGAAACAAUUGCUCAAUUUUUCAUCUUCACCUUCUCCUGCUACUAAGUGAUAGUUAGUGGCUAAAAGUUAAAUCUGCUACUAAGUGAUUGUGGUUAGAAGUUAAAACUACUAAUAAGUAGUAGUGGUUAGAAGUUAAACUGCUGGUGCUAAUGCUUAAUCUAAUUUUGAAAUCUUUUUGUUGUAACUUAUAUUGGGUGACUUGUUGUACUAUGUGAGGCAAUAAUGAACGUUGAUUAAUAUGUUAUAGAU
This is a messenger RNA of Lycium ferocissimum, 609 nucleotides long. RefSeq names its product cysteine proteinase inhibitor B. The transcript has a single exon. NCBI's taxonomy places the organism in Eukaryota, Viridiplantae, Streptophyta, Magnoliopsida, Solanales, Solanaceae. Gene Ontology annotation, molecular function: cysteine-type endopeptidase inhibitor activity. The coding region runs from base 32 to 409 and encodes 125 amino acids. The record is from RefSeq and is a predicted model, not a curated record.